GUCGACUCAAAUGAGUAUCUGGUGCGGUGUGUAAGCAUCGCCUCUGGGGAGACAAAGGCGGCCUUUAUUUAACCAGGCUAGAUUGUGUGAGGAGCUCACAAAUCCUUGAAAGAUCUGGACAAAGUCCCAUCCGUGAGCUCCUCCGGCAGGCAAGGCUGCGUUGGCUGGGUCAUGUAGCCCGCAUGCCCAGCCACCGCAUGCCUAAACAGCUUCUGUUUGGCCGGAUCGAGGGGGCUAAACGGGCGCAGCACGGGCUAGAGGGGAGAUGGAGUGAUGUGGUACAGGAGGACGUGGAGCUGAGUGGACUUGCCGAUGACUGGUACCAGCGGUGUCAAGAUCGGCCUCAGUGGAGGAGGCUCGUGAAGGACGCUACUGGGCAGUUGGAGGCAGUCGCCCUCCAGCAACAACGGAGGGCGGAGGAGCGACGCUCACAACAACGAGCGGAGCGCCGGGUGGCUAAAGCACAGCAAGUUGGUACAGUAGGGGGCACAGGUGGUGCAUCAGCCAGUCAUCUCGGUCAUCUCGGUCAGUUGACCCGUGGCACCUGCUGGGUCUGCCCCGUGACCUCCUGCCAGCUGGGCGUUCGACACUUCACGUGGCCUCAAGCGCUCCAGGAGGGCCGCUCGUGCGAGCUGGCAGGCCGCGUGUACCAGCACGGGGAGUCGUUCUCUGUGAGCUGCACCCACCGCUGCUCGUGUGUGGACGGCGCCGCGGGCUGCGCCCCGCUGUGCCCGCGGCCACGGCCGCCGCUGCCGCCGCUCCACGCGUGUCCACGGCCCCUGCUGAGACGCGCGCCAGGCACUAACGCCUGCUGCCUCGAGUGGGACUGUGGACCGUCGUCUGCACACGGCCUGGAGAGUGGUGGAGGAGGAGGAGUAGGAGGCAGUGAUGAGGUGGUGGCAGAUGCAGCAGGGGAUAUCCUAAAGGAGGGCUUCAAAGGAGUGAAAACAUUGGCAGCUUUCCGCGGUUCCGACGCCUCCCGCCUCCUCCCUCCCGCUGCCCCGCCGGCGGCGGCCGAGACGCUUGGCGCGUGUCGGGGCGAGCCGUCGCCCGGCUGGUCUCCCUGCUCCGCGUCGUGCGGCCGGGGUCGUUCCACUCGUCUGGCCGGGCACGUCGGGGUCGGGUGCCGGUCGGUCCGCCGCACGAGAGCCUGUCUUGUGAGGCCGUGCGGAUCGUCUCCACGUCAAAUGCGCCGUCACCGUGGCGAUCGCGGCGUCACCAAGGACCACCACCGCAGCCACCGCCAUCGGCACCACCACCACCACCGCCGCCGCCAGCGCCAGCAGCAGCACCAUCGCCGCGACGGCGACGGCGGCGGCUGCCUCGUGCGCCCGUCGCUCCCGGCGCUGCGUGCCUGCCGUGGUGGAGGGCGACUGCGUGAGUCUCCGACCUCUCCGCGUCCCACGCUGCCCCGCGGGCUGCGAGCCGCAGACCCGCUCCACCGCCACCACCGCCACCACCGCCACCGCCACCACCGCCACCACCGCUGAGCGCCGGA
This is a messenger RNA of Lethenteron reissneri (Far Eastern brook lamprey), 1498 nucleotides long. RefSeq names its product CCN family member 1-like. Gene Ontology annotation, biological process: positive regulation of cell migration; signal transduction; cell adhesion. Gene Ontology annotation, cellular component: extracellular region. NCBI's taxonomy places the organism in Eukaryota, Metazoa, Chordata, Hyperoartia, Petromyzontiformes, Petromyzontidae. The record is from RefSeq and is a predicted model, not a curated record. Gene Ontology annotation, molecular function: integrin binding; heparin binding.